Molecule: messenger RNA, 2690 nt
Organism: Kogia breviceps (pygmy sperm whale)
Lineage: Eukaryota; Metazoa; Chordata; Mammalia; Artiodactyla; Physeteridae
Source: RefSeq, a predicted model, not a curated record
CUGCCACAUGUCACCAUGGCAGUAUCUCUUGGCCCUUGAUCUGAUCCGAGGGUAGAACUUACACUCACGGAAAUCAACCAGGAGCUUCAGUUGUAGCUGGCAAAGAACAAGCAGGACUUCCAAGACCUCCCAGAGAAAUUCCUUGUAUCCCAAGCUACUGCCUACUCCCUGGACAACCAGCUGCAGAAAUACUGUCCUUAUGGUUUCAUGUAUUCUCUUUCACACAAGUGUAUCCAGGCAGUUACCACAGCAGCCUGUCCAGCUUUCCCCCGAGGCAGCAUCUCUCUUUCCUCAGAGUAUGAAGCAUUUAAGGACAUCAUUGAAUCUGUGCUGGGGGAGAAGCUGCUGUCUGAGGCGCUGAGGCUAGCAGAGAAGCUGGCAGAGAAGCCCACGCAAGCUGAGAGGACAUGUGACAUCCUAACUCGAAGUCAGGCACGAGAGCUGACCCAGUUACGGCGGACACUACGGGAAGUGAAAGAUGACUCUGUCCUACUCCGGCAGCACCUCAAGGACCUGCUCACCCACAACGACCUUGACAACCACCAGGGGCAGGGCUUCCAAGAGCUGCUGUCUGAGAGACACAGGCUGGCAGAGCACCUUGCCCACAAGCUCAGCCCAGGUACCAUACUGGGAUGGUUGAGUCUCACUCCUCAUCAGACGUUGUGUGGCCAGUGCACGGAGCACCUGCUGGUCUCCCUCUCCUGCCCCAUGGCAGCCACACUCUACUUCACGUACGGGAGGAUAGUUCCUUCUCUCUUUAAGGGGACUGCCCUUUUGGUUUCUCUGACACUCCUGAUGCCUCCCAUCAAAACCAGCCAGGGCAGCUUGGGGUCGGAUCCUCUUCGUUCAAUUUUCUGUCAUCCCUCUCCCACCUGGCACAGCGUGGAGCUGCAGGAGGUUGAAAAGAAGGAAGUGCCUCAGGAAUCCCAGGAUGAAUGUGUUUUGACUCCUACAAUUCUCCAAGGAAGUUCUGACUGCAACCAGCCUUACAGUGAUGGCAAAUUUGCAUUUGAUGAACCAGAAGUGGGCCCUGCUCCGGAUGGAGCCUGUGGUUGCUCCCAUGCUAAAGAGGAUGAAAUUCCGACCGAUCUCCCAGACAAUCAAAAUGAUCAUAAGCAAGUGGAUGGACAAGAGCCAAUGUCCCCCAGCGUGAACCUACAGGAUGUUGAAAAGAAGGAAGUGCUCCAGGAAUCCCAAGAUGAAUGUGUUCUGGAUCCUUCAACUCCCCAGGAAGGUUCUAACUGCUACCACCCUUACAGUGAUGAAAAAUUUGCAUUUGAUGAAGAGAAAGUGGGGUCUGCUCUGGAUGGAGCCUGUGGUUGCUCCCAUGCUAAAGAGGAUGAAAUUUCAACUGGUCUUCCAGAGAACCAAACUGAUCACAGUGACCUGAAAGGACCAGUGGCUAUUGCUACAGGUAAUUUUGAAUAUCUGUGGGCCGUUAAUACAGUGAUGACAUCUGCAGGUCUCUGGCCCAGGGAAAAGCAGAAAGUGCUGAAUAUAGUGUAUCAUCAAUUUUCCCAACCACGAAUUAUCAUUUUUGUAAUGUUUUCUGCUUUCAUUGUGGUACUUAUAUUGUUUCCCAUUUCUUAUGACACCGUGUUCACGAAUAUUUGCUGUUUAAUCAUCAGUCCUCCCGACCCCACAAAGCUCAGUAUGGAGCUUCUGGUGGUAGAAGAAAAUGAAGUCCAGCAGGACUCACUGGAUGAAUGUGAUUUGGCUGGUUCUAUUGGUCAUCAUCUGUCAGACUCCUGUAUGCCUUACAGAAGUGCCUCAUUCCAAUCGGAUAAAAGGGAGGUCUCAAUUCUAGACGUAAAUGGUGACACCUGGGAGGACUGUCACCAAAGGCCUUUGAGUUUCCAAGGCCCAGGGGUACACACUUCACAAGCACAGCUGCAGAAAAGCACCCACAUGACCAAUUAUCUGCAACUGCAGCUGGACCAGCAUUUCGAUUGUGGGACAGAAGCCACACUUGGUCUUUCCUCCACCAUCUGGGGCUUUACUGCCAACUCUGAUUCUGGAAGCCAAGGACCACUCUUCGUAGGUAAAAGAUAAAAGGGGAUUAGGAAGCUCUAGUUGUCUCAGGGUUGAGGGUGGAGGGGGCAAUGGGGCCUCUCCCACGGCUGCUGUAGGUCCGGUUGAAAUCUGUGACGCUCUAACAGAGUGAGGUGAGCAAGAGCCUGGAUUUAGGACCAGCUCUGCCUCAGGCCCCGGGUUUGCAAACUCCUGAUUGUUUAACUGGGCCAAGUUAUUUAUCUCCUUAGGUAUUCACAUCUCACGUCCCUCAUCUGAACUCUUGAAAAAUUAUAUCCCCAUUCCAUGGUUGUUGGGAAUAUUAAGCAACAUGAUGUCCAGAAUGCCUGAUCAGUAAAAAUGGUUCGAUAACAACUGUGAAUAUAUAACAUCUAACCAUUGAGUCUUUCUGGUGCUUUAACACUUACAAAAUGAUUGCACAUGCGUUGUUUCCUCUGAGGUAGAGCACUUUUUUGAUCCCCACUUUCUCUGGGACCCAUCUUCCCUUACUUCCUCAGAAAGGCAGGUUGGCCAGUAUUUUCCUCUCCUUUCACCAUCCACCCUCAAGUCCAUUUUCCCCUGCUAGGUGCUCUCAGUAACAGUGUAUUAGUAACAUUCUGCAGCAAUGUAGACCCUGGCCACACAACUCAGCAUCGAGUUUAGUUUUCAUAUCCAGGUUA